Molecule: messenger RNA, 1803 nt
Organism: Ostreobium quekettii
Lineage: Eukaryota; Viridiplantae; Chlorophyta; Ulvophyceae; Bryopsidales; Ostreobiaceae
Source: the annotation of a GenBank genome assembly
AUGACUCAGCUCAUUGCGGCAGGGGCGGAUGUUGACACCGUGAACGGUUGCUUUUGGAUAGCGGAGCUGACAUCGAUAAGCAGGGGCAAGGCGGGAGCAGACAGUGAGAUCAUUAAUGUUGACGGAGACACCGCGCUGAUCAUUGCAGUUCGCGAAGAAAGCAUCGAAUCAGUGAGGGUACUGCUGGAUGCCGGGGCCAAAGUGGACGGAUUGGACAGAAAGAGGUGGACGCCCCUGGUUCACGCGGCAACCCUGGGGCUGGAGCGCAUUGCGGAACUGUUGGUCGAGAGGGGGGCGGAUGUGGACGCCAGGACAGCUGGUUCUUCAACUCCACUGCACGAGGCGGCCGCCUACGGGUCGGUUAAGUUAAUUCAGCUACUUCUCGACGCCGGCGCCGACAUCGAGGCCCAAGACUUCUCAAACGGCAACACUCCCCUCCUGACUGCGGCGUGGAACGGACAAGACGGGGCGCUUUCCGAGCUCAUUCGCCAUGGAGGGCGCACAUCUGCCCUGGCCUUCUAUGACUUGGGGGCGCUGCACCGCGCUGCGCAGUUCCCCCAGAACGAGCGGGUCAUGCAACUGUUGCUCGAUGAGGGGAUAAGGCUUGACAAAAUGUCUGAGUUUGGCGCCACACCUGCCAAUGAAGCUGCCAGAUACGGAAAUAAGAUGAAUGUUCAAUUUCUUCUGACUGAGGGGGCGGAUCCAUCCCUGCACGGUGUUCCCGUGUGUGGCUGCAUAGAUGUCGAGACUGACUCGUCAGAAAGGGGGUGCCCACCUGGGCACUGUCGCACCAAGGCAGAUGUGCUUGAAGUCGAGGGGCUCUUCGCCAGACACGGGGGCAAUCGGACGCUGGAAGACGCAGUGGCUGCGGGAGACCUGGAGGAGGUGUUGAAAUUCAUAGAAGAUGGGUCCAACGUAAACGGAUCGGAUCCCUCCAAGGACCUCGAGCCGCCCCUCCACAUCGCGGCGGCGAGAGGCCUAGCCGACAUCGUGCAAGUGCUCCUCGGAGAGGGCGCCUACACAGAGGCCAGGGACUUCGUGGGCUGGACGGCUCUCAGGCUUGCGGCGUUUUGGGGUCACGCGGCCGCCAUCCAGGCGCUAGCAAGGGGGGGCGCAGACCUUAAUGCGCGGUCGCGCACGGGACACACUGCACUGUAUUAUACUUCCAAAAAAGGCUAUCUGGAGUCGACCCAGGUGUUGAUCGACGCAGGGGCGAAUUUGGACAUCAAGACGAACACCGGGGGGACCGCCCUGAUGAGGGCCGCCCAGUACGGACACGCGGGCGCCGUGCGCGCGCUGCUGGACGGAGGAGCUGACGCGUCCAUUGUGGACAAGUAUCGAAGGAACCCUCUGCAUUUCGCGGCCACGGAAAUCGGCACGGAACAGAUAAUGCGCAUGCUGAUUGAAGAGGGUGUCGACGUAAACUCAACAACGGAUCUUGGCACGCCGCCGAUCGCAUUCGCCGCUUACUACGGAAACAUCGGUGGCGUGAGGUUUCUCCUGUCGAUGGGCGCGGACCCAGCCAUCGGCUUCGAAGGCGGCAACACCAUGGACGAUCCGUGCGGAUGCCUGGGGGUCGCAGGACUGAAGGACAAAAUCAGGUGCCCCCGCGGAGCUGCAUGCCAAACAGAGGGUCAAAUUGCCGAACUCGAGGAAUUGAUGGGCCGCAAGCGAACCGCGGAGGCGCCUCGAAGUGGCGACCCCAGCCUGCCGCAAAGGGAUGCGGACUCGGUGGCCUGCGAGUCGCUUCCGCUGGUGUUGCAGCAGUUGGAGUGCACCGCGUCUGCGGACCCAGCCAAAUGA